Molecule: messenger RNA, 528 nt
Organism: Dothidotthia symphoricarpi CBS 119687
Lineage: Eukaryota; Fungi; Ascomycota; Dothideomycetes; Pleosporales; Dothidotthiaceae
Exons: 1
Coding region: 172-450 (92 amino acids)
Source: RefSeq, a predicted model, not a curated record
CAACAGUUCUAUUCCUUGGCAGAUGCGUUGAUACCCCUUCUGAUACGUUUGCAUGUGAAGCAAAAAGAAGCUCAAUCCCUGCUUCAUGCAGCGCAGCAGCUUGUUCCCCGCAUUUCCCAUUCCGCCGAUGAAGCGCCACGACAUGCAACCCAGCCAAGCCAACAGUCAAACAUGAGCGACGCCAGAAAGUUCCGCCGACACACAACAGCUCCUCAUCCCAUGUCUUGGCCAUUGGCAAAGUCAUGCAUCCACUUCCUUGUCAGUCUUUUUAUUAUUAUUAUGGGAUUCCUGGCGAAUCGUCUGAUAGACACGCAAUUCGGAGCAAAGGAUGCUGAGCUGUCAAAGCAGUCGCGUGCUCUCGACGCGAUGCAGGAAAUUACGAAAACAACCCGGCGGAACGGUCCGGCUUUACAUGUGCUUUUACGACGAACCCAUACAGAUCGAACGUGAUCUCACGAGAUCAUAGACCGAUUGCCCGAAACAGCAAAUCCCUCAAGUUGCAGCUGUGACUCCUCCCGGCGCCUCGGC